Molecule: messenger RNA, 3896 nt
Organism: Chanos chanos (milkfish)
Lineage: Eukaryota; Metazoa; Chordata; Actinopteri; Gonorynchiformes; Chanidae
Gene: adcy2b
Product: adenylate cyclase 2b (brain)
Exons: 25
Coding region: 19-3459 (1146 amino acids)
Biological process (GO): adenylate cyclase-inhibiting G protein-coupled receptor signaling pathway; adenylate cyclase-activating G protein-coupled receptor signaling pathway; cAMP biosynthetic process
Cellular component (GO): plasma membrane
Molecular function (GO): adenylate cyclase activity
Source: RefSeq, a predicted model, not a curated record
CAUCAUGCUGGCUGAAGGAUGCUGCGUCCGCCAGUGCUCUCUCUCCUGCCCUCGUACGGGACGCGUCUGUCCAGUCCUCUGCAGCUGAGCGCUCCGCAAGAGGAGGAAGAACAACAGCAACAGGAGGAAGAGGAAGAGGAAGAAGAAGGGGGCUCGGGUCAAAGCACGGGGGUACGGGACACCCCCAUGCGUCACCCUCCGAGACCCUACCUGCUGGAGGGUCCAGAGGACAUGGGGGUCUCUGUCGGGGGACUCAAGUCCCCGGACUGGCUCUAUGAGUCGUACUACCGCAUGAGCCAGCAGCAUCCCCUCAUCGUGUUCCUGCUUCUCAUCGUCAUGGGAGCGUGUCUGGCUCUGCUUGCCGUGUUCUUCGCCUCUGGACUGGACAUGGAGGACCACGUGGCCUUCCUCAUUACUGUCCCCACAACACUGGCCAUCUUCCUCACCAUCUUCAUCCUCGUCUGUAUUGAGUCUGUCUUCAAAAAGCUGCUGCGUCUCUUCUCCCUGCUCAUCUGGGGCUGUCUGGUUGCCAUGGGAUACCUCUUCAUGUUCUUUGGUGGCAUCAUCUGCCCGUGGGACCAGGUGUCUUUCUUCCUGUUCAUUGUGCUUGUGGUGUACACCAUGCUGCCCUUCUCCAUGCGAGAUGCUGUCAUUGCCAGUAUUCUGACCUCCUCUUCCCACACUCUAGUGCUAAGUAUCUGCCUGUCAUCUACCAUGGAAGAGCUGGAGCCUCUAGCCUGGCAGAUCUUGGCCAAUAUUAUCAUCUUUAUCUGCGGGAACAUGGCCGGAGCUUAUCAUAAACACCUGAUGGACCUCGCGUUGAAACAGACUUACCAGGACACCUGCAACUGCAUUAAGUCUCCUAUAAAGCUGGAGUUUGAGAAGCAGCAGCAGGAGCGGCUCUUGCUCUCCUUGCUCCCUGCCCACAUUGCCAGAGUGAUGAAGGCGGAGAUCAUUCAGAGGCUGAAGGGUCCAAACUUCGGCCAGGCCGAGAACACCAACAACUUCCACAACCUCUAUGUACAAAGACACACUAACGUCAGUAUUCUUUAUGCGGAUAUUGUUGGGUUUACCCGGCUGGCCAGUGACUGCUCUCCAGGAGAACUUGUUCACAUGCUUAAUGAGCUCUUUGGAAAAUUUGACCAGAUAGCAAAGGACAAUGAAUGUAUGAGGAUUAAGAUCCUGGGUGACUGUUACUACUGUGUCUCGGGGCUGCCGGAAUCCUUACCCAAUCACGCCAAAAACUGUGUGAAGAUGGGCCUGGAUAUGUGUGAGGCCAUCAAGAAGGUGAGGGAUGCAACUGGAGUUGACAUUAACAUGCGUGUUGGAGUGCAUUCUGGGAAUGUGCUUUGCGGUGUCAUUGGCCUCCAAAAAUGGCAAUACGACGUUUGGUCUCACGACGUCACGUUAGCCAAUCACAUGGAAGCUGGAGGUGUGCCUGGCCGUGUCCAUAUCUCCUCUGUAACACUGAACCAUCUGAAGGGGGCGUACAAAGUGGAGGAGGGGUAUGGACAGGAAAGGGACCCUUACCUAAAAGAACAUGGUGUUGUCACCUACCUGGUCAUCAACCCUAAGGCUGAGAGGCGGAGCCCCCAGCUACAGUGCCGGCCGCGUCCCACCAUGGAUGGGGCCAAGAUGAGGGCAUCGGUCCGAAUGACUCAGUACCUGGAGUCCUGGGGUGCAGCCAAACCCUUCGCCAACCUCCACCAUCGAGACAGCAUGACGAAUGAGAAUGGCAAAAUUAACACCCAUGAUGUUCCACUGGGGCAGUACCAUUUUCCAAGAAGAUCAGAAAGAACAAAAUCACAGAAGAAGAGAUUUGAAGAGGAGCUGAAUGAAAGGAUGAUUCGCACAAUUGAUGGCAUCAAUUCACAAAAACAGUGGUUGAAGUCGGAGGACAUUCAGAGAAUCUCGCUGUUCUUUCACAAUAAGACACUGGAAAAAGAGUACAGAGCGACGACUCUGCCAGCUUUCAAGUACUACGUCACCUGUGCCUCUCUCAUCUUCUUUUGCAUCUUCAUUGUGCAAGUUCUGGUCCUGCCAAAAACGACUGUCCUUGGUGUGUCCUUUGGAAUGGCCUUCCUCUUUCUAGCUUUGAUUCUCCUCAUUUGUUUUGCGGGCCAUAUACUGCAAUGGGGAAAAGCAGCUUCCUGCUCUCUGCCCUGGCUUCCGAGUUCGUCCAGGAUCAUUGCCAACAAGCCCUGGAUACGGCUCAUUCUCACCAUGACAACCACCGCGCUGAUCCUGGUCAUGGCCGUGUUCAACAUGUUCUUUUUAGAGGAUGACCGUAUGGUAACCGUAACCACUCCCAACAUCUCCAAUGAGAGUGUGUAUGACUUGAACGGUCAAAGCACGAAGUCAUCAGACAAAUUUUACCUGCCUUACUUCAUCUACAGUUGCAUUCUGGGUCUGGUGUCGUGCUCGGUGUUCCUGAGGAUAAAUUAUGAGCUGAAGAUGGUGAUCAUGCUGGCCGCCGUGGUGGCUUACAAUAUCAUUAUCCUCCAGACGCAUGCCUCAGUGCUGGACGACUACAGCACCGCCCUGUACAAAGCCAAGUCCCUGGACAGGCCUGGAGUGUUGAAAGACUUGAAGACAAUGGGCUCUGUGUCCCUUUUCAUAUUCUUCAUCACUUUGCUUGUGUUGGCAAGACAGAAUGAAUAUUACUGUAGGUUAGACUUUCUAUGGAGGAAUAAGUUCAAGAGGGAGUGUGAGGAGAUUGAGACCAUGGAGAACCUCAACCGAGUUCUCCUGGAGAACGUUCUACCUGCCCACGUGGCAGAACAUUUCCUGGCACGCAACUGGAAGAAUGAGGAUCUCUACCACCAGUCAUAUGACCUGGUGUGUGUCAUGUUCGCUUCCAUCCCCGACUUCAAGGAAUUCUAUACGGAAUCUGACGUGAACAAGGAGGGACUGGAGUGUCUCAGGCUCCUUAAUGAGAUUAUCGCAGACUUUGAUGAGUUGCUGUCUAAGCCCAAGUUCAGUGGAGUGGAGAAGAUUAAGACCAUUGGCAGUACUUACAUGGCUGCAACAGGACUGAAUGUGACUCCUGGGCCAGAGUAUGCACAGGAUCAUGACAGACAGUACAUGCACAUCGGCACAAUGGUGGAGUUUGCCUUUGCUCUGGUGGGGAAACUCGACGUUAUAAAUAAACACUCCUUUAACGACUUCAGAUUACGAGUGGGGAUAAAUCACGGGCCUGUCAUAGCAGGGGUGAUUGGAGCACAAAAGCCACAGUAUGAUAUUUGGGGCAACACUGUGAAUGUGGCCAGCAGGAUGGAGAGCACAGGGGUGCUGGGAAAAAUACAGGUGACAGAGGAGACAAGUCGGGUCCUGAAGACUUUGGGGUACAUGUGCUCUUGCCGAGGGAUUAUCAACGUAAAGGGGAAAGGGGAGCUCAAGACUUUCUUUGUCCACACUGAGAUGACUAGAUCCUUAUCACAAGGGAACGUCAUGCCUUGAACUUUACCCCAUAGACACACUCAGAGAUAUGUCUGUAGACGCCUACAGUUUCAAAGUGACUAUUCUCAUGAUAACGUCAAUGACCAUGCCAAAUACAUGCACACAAAGAAACACACAAGUCUUGUGGAAGGAGCACACAAAUGCCGCGAUGGACUCACAUCCAGAUCUAUCUGCUUCUCCGGCGCGACCUACAGGAGCACGAGGGGAUUUCAUUUGACCUACAUGCUGUGUUCAAGGACAGAUCCGAGUCGUUCUUUGGCGCUCAUAAGAGCGAACAGCUUUAUUUAUCUGAUAUGUUCUACAGUCUCGCAGUCUCUUUGUCACAUAAAGUGGUUGCAGCCUGGUUGUCAGGUGUUUUGUAAGAAAAUGACAGCAAAUCAACAGAAAAGUGUUUUUGUGUUUUGACAGCACCACUUUCUUAACCAUUAAAGAGUUUG